UUUGGUAUCACACUGGUCUUAUGACCAUGGCAGGCAGAUCUAGAAAGAAAAUAUGUAUUUUGCAUAUUCUUUGCAUAUCAGUUAUGUGGCAUAUUUGUCACACUCAAGUUGCUCAGCAAGAAGAACCUGUCCACUGCUUGCCUGUGGCAGAUGAGAUGAAUAAUGCUCGAGUAAAUGUCCAGUACACGUCAGGAAGUAUUCAUCGAAAUGAUAUGUACUCUGUUGCCUUCUUCUAUCAGACAGAGGAAUGCUAUCAGUGCCCUUUGAUGAGGAAAGCAGUAAUUUUGAAUAAUUAUACUUGCAAUAUUUUGGUUGACUCAAGAUGGAAAGCAAGAAUAGAAAUACGACCUCUAAAUACAACUAUUGUUACACCAGACAAGAGUUGCUCGGAAAGUGAGUUGAGUACAAAAUUGCAUGAAUAUGGAGACUACAAUUUGGUGGUGACCUUCAAUCCUUCCAGUAGUCUCAUGGAAACCUCAGAGGGCUCAGUCCGAUGUAGAUCUCUGGUGUUGAAUAACAUGCCAGACGAUACAUAUAUUCCCAUAUAUGUUGCCCUUGGAUGCAUUGCUGGUGUGUCCAUUAUCUUAACUAUUGGGAAAUUUCUUUACAAGAAAAGAUGGUAUUGUUUAAACAGACUAUUUAUGAGAACAGGAAAUGAAAGUCUAAUAAAUCCUAAAAAGUCUGAGUUAGCAGACGAGAGCCCCACUGCCCCAUUCAAACCCACCCCACGCUCUUCUCUUAGGCAGCGUAAACCAACAAAAAAGCAGAAACAAUCUGCCACAAAUUCUGGUGGGGACUUGGGGGCCUACUCAAAUGAAGAUUUGGGUAUGAUGCAGACAACGAUAAACCCAGCAGACGGACAAGACAGUAGGCCACAAAGAGAGAGGCUGAAGUCGUUAGAUACAUUUAGAGGGAUUAGUAUUAUCGUUAUGAUAUUUGUUAACUAUGGCGGAGGAGGAUACUGGUUUUUCCGUCAUAGUCGAUGGAAUGGUUUAACCAUUGCGGACCUUGUGUUUCCAUGGUUUAUCUGGAUAAUGGGUACAGCAAUGGCCUACUCAUUUACUGGUCUGCUUAGAAGAGUGACCCCCAAACACCAAAUCUUCUGGAAGAUCUUCAAGAGAAGCUGUAUACUGUUUGUGCUAGGUUUGCUGGUCAACACAGGAGGGUGUGAAGCAACUCCUCUUACCAAACUAAGAAUCCCUGGAGUGCUUCAGAGGUUUGCAGGAACUUACCUUGUUGUGGCAACAAUUCACAUGUUCUUUGCCAAAACAGUUGAUGUCAGCAUGUAUACUUACUGGGGCUUUAUCCGAGACAUUGUGGAUUACUGGAUGGAGUGGAUAUUACACAUCAUCAUUGUGACUAUUCAUCUUGUGAUUACUUUUGCAUUAGAUGUUCCAAACUGUGGCAAAGGCUAUCUUGGGCCUGGUGGUCUACAUGAAGAUAAAAAAUACGAGAACUGUACGGGAGGAGCAGCUGGCUAUAUUGACAGAGAAGUGUUCGGAAAUGACCACAUUUACAACAGCCCCACAUGCAAGCCAAUAUACAAGACAACUGUGCCUUAUGACCCCGAAGGACUUUUAGGGACUUUGAAUUCAAUAUUUAUGUGCUAUCUAGGAUUACAGGCUGGUAAAAUAUUGAUGACAUAUAAAGAACCGGCACCCAGAGUGAAAAGAUUUGUAAUUUGGGGUGUAAUAUUGUGUCUGAUUGCUGGUAGUUUGUGCCAUUUCAAAAAAGAUGGAGGAAUAAUUCCAAUCAAUAAAAAUUUAUGGUCUUUAUCCUAUGUUUUCUGUAUGGCAGGAUUCGCAUUUUUCUUGUUAGCAUUUUGUUACCUAACCAUUGAUGUUUACAAAGUUUGGAGUGGGGCACCUUUUUAUUUCCCAGGUAUGAACCCCAUUCUGUUAUACAUGGGGCAUGAAGUCUUGCAUCAUCACUUUCCACUCAGCUGGAGUGUGGCCCACAAGCAUUCCAAUAUACUUCCUAUGGACUUAUGGGGCACGGUAUUCUGGGUCCUUGUCGCACUAGUGUUGUAUAAGAAAAGGCUCUAUUUCUCAGUCUGAUAUACGAGUCAUUUUUGUUUAAAUCAUUUUUCAUGUUACGCUCAGUGGCCACAACAGAAUAACGUAAAUGAUAUACCAAAGACAGCGAUUACAUUGAGCAGUGUUUUUGUCUAUUUACCUUGUUAGGGGAAGUUCUUGCCCAUGUUAAUUUUGCCCAGAUGUUUUGUUAAGUGUGAAAUAGGUCAAAAUGAAAUGGGUAAGAAAACUUCCUUGUGUAUUAAUAAAAAUCUUUGUCAUUAGAGUAAUAUUUCAGCAAAUUACCCACGAUAUUAUAUUUUAUACUACCUUAUACGGAAAUAAUUAGGCAAGUAGUGUGGACAGUAAACUCAUAUGUAGAUUAUAUCUUGCCAUAAAAUUGUCAAGACUUUUCAGCUAAUGCAUACUGGGAGGAAAUUUGCUAUGACUCAAAAGUAGGUUAUGAUAAUUUAAUGUUUUGAUAUUACGAGGCUUGCAUCAUAUCUGCACAUUGUGAGGAUGGCUUUACAUAGGUCAAGAUGAAUUGAUUUUCUGUUUUUCUGACUAAUAUUUUAAUUUUCCUAGUGUGUUUGAUGUUUGAUGAUUACAGAGUUUUGAGCUAGUCUGAAUUUUGUAACUUCAGCACUCAUUUUCUUCAUAUUUGAAUUAAAAAAGGAAAUUGUAAUUUGGAAUCUCAAAAAUUCACAAACACAGAAAAGAGGUAAAUAUUUUGUGGCCCUUGAGAUUGAUAAUUUACCCAUUGCAGAUAGCUUCAGAAUCUAAUUUUUUCCAGUCAUAAAAUGUACAUAUAUCUUAUAACAUAUGUUCCUCAUGAUAAAGAUGAAGAUACAAGUAAAAGUCGGCAUCAAUGUCUAAUGUUAUAGAGUGAGACUUCCCCCAUAGUGACCCCUCCCCGCUUAAGUCUGGCUCUUGAGUGAGCCCCCCCCCCCCUCCCCCUCCCCCCUCUCCCUAGCUUUGUAGCGAGACUUCCAAAGCUCCCCCACUGAAGUUUUACUUAGAAUCAAGACAGCCUCUGCAAAGAUCACAUCAAAUCCUAACUUUAAAAAAAAAGUGAGGGGGGGGGGGGUGUCACCACUAGCUACUUCUUAAAGCUUUUCUGCCCAUGUGGGGUGCAUGAAUUGUGUCCAUUUACCAAACCUGCAUUGUAUUCACUUUAUGUAUAACUUUAGUUUAUAUUUAUUUAUUCUAUGUAAAAACGUUAAACCUAUGAGCUGUAUGGUUCUUGGUGAUAAGCAAUACAAUAAAGAACCCAUUGUAGUGAAGCCUUGCAGUUAUAUACACAAACAUUAUUUAAAUCACAAGCUGUGUAAUACCAAAACCCCCUAAACAAUGUUGUAAACUAGCAAGUUACAUUUCAGUAUGAUAGUAAUUAUUUGCCUUCUCUGACUUUCAUAUCAUUGUAUCAGAAUUGUCUGCUUAUUUCUUUUGCAACUUUCAUAAAGAUUGUUUUGUUAGUAAGAAUACUCUGGCGAUCAAAAAAGGUCGAAAUCCAAUCUUUCUAAAAAGUUCUAAAAACUGAUGAUACAUACUUGAUUUAAGUUUUUAUUACCUAAAUCAACCUAAUUUGAAUUCAACUCUGCAAAGAAUAUUCAAAUGUAUUUAAAAUUUUGUGUGAGUAGUUUAGAAGGUUGAUGGGAAGGUUUACUCCCAAGCCAAGCUCCUUAAGGUAGUACUCUACAUCGUCAUAAUGGCUGACUUACUUUAAAAACUGGGAUGAAAAAAUAGAUAUCAGCAAUAUUAGACUUUUCCUUUUCUAUUUAAAUACCUAGCCGAGUAGCUCAGUAGGUUAGAAUACCGACUACUGAACUGUAGGUCGCAGGUUCAAGUCCAGCAGGGGUUUUAAUUUUUUUUCAGAUUACCUUCUAUUAAAACUGUAUUUUUGACAAAAUAAAGUAGAUUUAAAAAUUUUCAACUUCAAAAUAUUGUUGUACAUAUCCUCCACUUUUCAUCUACAUCAAAUUUCUCUGGUGUUGCAUACCUCCUUAAAGUGGGAGGUUGGAACUCUUAAAGCCAGAUUUCCAGCCUGAGUCUCACAAGCAGAGUUUUGAAGAGAGACUGGUUCUGGAGUGAACCUUCUUCCAUGAGGAAACUCUCACUCCAAAUGUAGAUUUCAGCUUUUGCCAGGUCUCACUUCAGAGAUUGAUUUUGGCAUAGGGCGAAGAUAGAUCUUCCAGAGGAGAAAUCUCACCCCUUAACUAGAUUUCUGUGAAAGGUAUCGCUUCAGAACAAGACUUCCACGAAGGGACACGACUCUGGGGGGAGACUUAACUCUAGAGUGGAUCUUCCUCCAUAGGGGGUCUCAUCUAGGGUAAGACUUGGGAGGGGGGGGGGGGUCACUUAUGGGGAAAUUUCACUCUCUAACACAGGUAUGGAGUUAUUAAGUAAACAACAGAAACAUUGGGUAAUUUGUAUAAUCGGGGAAGAAUUAUCAAUGAAUUGUUCAUGUGGAAAACCAGCAGUAUAUUAUUAUACAGAUUUCGAGACAAUGUACUAUUUCAUUCAUCAGCAUCAUCCAUGCUUCAUUUUUCUGAAUGGUUUUGUUAUUAUUCUCCUUGUUUACGGGGUUUGUUAUGUGGGAGGUCAAUAUCAGGGUCACAGUAGCCUUUUGUGCCCCACAGGUGCAUCAUGUGCCUUAUUGAUUGUUCUGACGAGAUUAUUUAUAUUUAUGGACCAAUACACAUCUUUCAGUACCUAAAUGAUAAAUACUUGUAUCCUUCAUUGCAUUUUUCUGUAUGACCACACCAAAUACAUUUGAAUUCUUUUAUUAAUCAUGUGUAUACAUCAUAAUGAUUUACUAAUACUGUACUGUGCAAUAUGCAAUUUUUUGAUAAAUUGACCAGAUUUGUG
Messenger RNA from Ostrea edulis (European flat oyster), 4880 nucleotides. Its product is annotated as heparan-alpha-glucosaminide N-acetyltransferase-like. NCBI's taxonomy places the organism in Eukaryota, Metazoa, Mollusca, Bivalvia, Ostreida, Ostreidae. The record is from RefSeq and is a predicted model, not a curated record. The coding region runs from base 21 to 2057 and encodes 678 amino acids. The transcript has 18 exons.